GUGGCCACUUUGCGACUGGAACAAGAGACAGAUGAUCAGAAGCAGGACGCUGCGGCUGGUACGACGCAGAAGAAGUAAGAAGAGUUGAGCGGCAGAAGGGAUGCAAGGCCAGACAGCCCUGUUCACUCCGAGCGAACGCCUGAUCCGUGCGAAUCAGCAGCUACCCGUCUCCGACAUGCAGCGACAAAGGAAUGGUGGACGAUAUCGGCGUGAAUCGAUCCAAAGUUGGGUGACAGAUGGGUCAGACGAAGCCUUUGAAGCCGCCUUUACGUCUUCCCGUCGUUCGCAGGAGAUUGCAGGCUGCUCCGUCGCCGGAUCCCGAGCCUUGGUGCGUGGCUGCUGCGCGUUCCCGACACCAAUACCGUGGCAAGGCGGACGGCAAUUCGACGAAAACGGCCGAUCGUGCUACCGUGUCUACCCUCAUCGUCAGCCAGGCUCAUCAGGACCCAUUGCAUUUCGGCUGUCUCGUCGACGUGACAAAUGGAUUAACGGCAAUGUCACAGAUGGCAAACGGAUUCAUCUCGUAUUCCAAACAAGACGCUCAAUCCACUGGCACAGAGGUGUGUCGGGAGGAGGGCCAAGGCGAUUGCCAGGUUUCAGAAGACGAGAUCUCGCGCAAGGGAGUGGUGCUCAAAGGCUGGAGGUGUUGCACCGUGACGCGCCCGACGGCGAUGAUGCUCCGUCCGGGUGAGCGUGGCUGUUAGGCAGUCGCGUGAGCCGCACAGCGCCCGUUUGUCGUGCAGAUUUUGAGGUGCGUCAGGUAGAUCCAACCAGGUCGGUGGGGUAGAGAGUGGGUGUGUGAUACUAGCCAGGGCGCCGGGGCGUAUGAUCUGAGUCAAAAAAGUUGGAGCUGUCUCAGACUUGUCUCGAAACAAGCCCCUCCUCAAAGGGCGCGGCGCGAGCUCUAAAAGAUGCGGCGGGCGAUCAGCUUUCGACACGCCAGACAAACAGCAGGCUCAGAGCCGGGCAGCGCGCGGAUGAAGUAUUGCAAAAGAAUGCGGCGAGAGACCUCCU
Molecule: messenger RNA, 1014 nt
Organism: Neohortaea acidophila
Lineage: Eukaryota; Fungi; Ascomycota; Dothideomycetes; Mycosphaerellales; Teratosphaeriaceae
Exons: 2
Coding region: 101-691 (196 amino acids)
Source: RefSeq, a predicted model, not a curated record